Molecule: messenger RNA, 1796 nt
Organism: Protobothrops mucrosquamatus (brown spotted pit viper)
Lineage: Eukaryota; Metazoa; Chordata; Lepidosauria; Squamata; Viperidae
Gene: ODC1
Product: ornithine decarboxylase 1
Exons: 11
Coding region: 77-1459 (460 amino acids)
Cellular component (GO): cytoplasm
Molecular function (GO): ornithine decarboxylase activity
Source: RefSeq, a predicted model, not a curated record
ACUACUGAAAAGGGACCGCUGUCGCGUGAGUUUGUUCCAUUGAAAAUCAAUUUGGUGUAAUUGAACAUUGAACAAGAUGAACAGCUUUAGUGGUGAAGAAUUCAACUUUAGUUUCCUUGAUGAAGGCUUUACUGCAAAGGAUAUUGUAGACCAAAAAAUAAAUGAAGUUUCUUCUUCAGAUGAUAAAGAUGCUUUUUAUGUUGCCGACCUUGGAGAUGUCCUGAAAAAACACUUGCGUUGGUACAAAGCCCUUCCUAGAGUUUUUCCAUUCUAUGCUGUCAAAUGCAACGACAGCAUUGCUAUAGUGAAGACUCUGGCUAGUCUUGGGGCAGGAUUUGAUUGUGCCAGUAAAACUGAAAUACAACUGGUCCAAAGUGCUGGAGUGUCCCCGGAACGUAUAAUAUAUGCAAAUCCAUGCAAGCAGGUCUCUCAAAUUAAGCAUGCUGCAAAUAACGGUGUACAGAUGAUGACUUUUGAUAGUGAAGUUGAGCUGAUGAAAAUUGCAAGAGCCCACCCUAAAGCCAAGCUGGUCCUACGAAUUGCAACAGAUGACUCAAAAGCAGUUUGUCGCCUGAGUGUAAAAUUUGGAGCCACACUAAAAAACAGCAGGUUGUUGCUUGAGCGAGCAAAAGAACUUGACUUACAUAUUAUUGGAGUCAGUUUCCAUGUUGGAAGUGGAUGUACAGAUCCUGAGUCUUUUGUGCAAGCCAUUUCUGAUGCACGUUGCGUUUUCGAUAUGGGGGCUGAACUUGGUUUCAACAUGUAUUUGCUUGAUAUUGGCGGUGGCUUUCCUGGCUCUGAAGAUGUAAAACUUAAGUUUGAAGAGAUAACUAACAUAAUUAAUCCAGCUUUGGACAAGUAUUUUCCUCCUGAUUCUGGGGUGAAAAUUAUUGCUGAACCCGGCAGAUACUAUGUUGCAUCAGCUUUUACACUAGCUGUUAACAUAAUUGCGAAGAAGAUUGUAAUAAAGGAACAGACUGGAUCUGAUGAUGAAGAAGAAUUGAAUGACAAAACUCUUAUGUAUUAUGUUAAUGAUGGAGUAUAUGGAUCAUUUAAUUGCAUCUUGUAUGAUCAUGCACAUGUUAAGCCAGUUUUGCAAAAGAAAUCUAAGCUGGAUGAGAGAGUCUACUCUUGUAGUAUAUGGGGACCAACUUGUGAUGGCCUUGAUCGUAUUGUUGAGCGUUGUGGCCUACCAGAACUUCAGGUUGGGGAUUGGAUGCUGUUUGAAAACAUGGGAGCCUAUACUGUGGCAGCUGCUUCUACCUUCAAUGGAUUUCAAAGGCCAACAAUACACUAUGUAAUGUCAAGGACAGCAUGGCAGUUAAUGGAACGGAUAAAGAAGCAAGGUUUUCAAGCAGAAGUAGAGGACCAGGAUGUCCCUUUGCCACUCUCUUGUGCCUGGGAAAGUGGAAUUGAACACCAUCAGGGCGCUUGUACUUCAGCAAGCAUUAACGUAUAGAUACUGUUAGCUAAUGUGCAAGUUUAGGGAUGAAUUUUUAUAGGACUUUGGGGACCAUUAACUUAAUUCUUCCUAGAAUUUUUAAAUGUUUGGAAAGCUUAGGGUAUGUGUAAAUGUAACAAGAUAGGUAAGUAGAAGGAGAGGUCACAUUUAUCUGUGUGUUCCUAUGGAAACUGAAUAUUGUUUUAUAUGGAUUUCUAUUCAUUUCUCAAGUAUGCUACUAAAACUGAACUUUGGCUGUCAAGCAAGCAUUUGUAGCUUGUAUAUUUGGCAGAAUGGUCUGCAUAUAUUAUUGUGACCUGAUUGUUUUUCAAUAAAGUCUAUCAAAAUAAUAGAA